Molecule: messenger RNA, 15303 nt
Organism: Taeniopygia guttata (zebra finch)
Lineage: Eukaryota; Metazoa; Chordata; Aves; Passeriformes; Estrildidae
Gene: UBE2W
Product: ubiquitin conjugating enzyme E2 W
Source: RefSeq, a predicted model, not a curated record
GAGGGCGCGGGCACGUGACCGAGGAGCGCGCGGGCGGGGCCGGCCCGGCGGCGGCGCAGAGGGGAGGGGGAGGAGGCGGAUCCAUCAUGGCGUCGAUGCAGAAACGAUUACAAAAAGAACUAUUGGCAUUUCAAAAUGAUCCACCUCCGGGAAUGACUCUAGAUGAAAAGAGUGUACAAAAUUCAAUUACACAGUGGAUUGUAGACAUGGAAGGUGCUCCAGGAACACUCUAUGAAGGGGAAAAAUUUCAGCUUUUAUUUAAGUUUAGUAGUCGGUAUCCAUUUGAUUCGCCUCAGGUCAUGUUUACUGGAGACAAUAUCCCUGUUCAUCCUCAUGUUUAUAGCAAUGGUCAUAUCUGUUUAUCCAUUCUAACGGAAGACUGGUCUCCAGCCCUCUCAGUGCAAUCUGUUUGUCUUAGCAUUAUUAGCAUGCUUUCCAGCUGCAAAGAAAAGAGACGACCUCCAGAUAACUCAUUUUAUGUAAGAACAUGUAACAAGAAUCCAAAGAAAACAAAAUGGUGGUAUCAUGAUGACACAUGUUGAUGCCACCGUUUUGUGAUCCUCGUAGCAGAAGAUAGUCCUACUGAGAAAAUGAGCACUUUGAUCAUUCAGUCUUUGAACUUUAACCUUUGACUGGAAGUGACCUAUAGGCAAUGAAGACUACUUCCUUUGACUGCAUUUUUACUAGUGUGCAUUCUGGGCGCAUGUUGAUCGCUGGUUCAGUCCAUGCAACUGACAUGCUUUUAUUAGUCAUACAGUAUUAAUGCAGGUGUCCAGAAAUGUCAGAGUAAUUCCAUUAUUUUUAUUUUAAGUUUUGGAAGAAUUCCAGGUCUUCAUAUAUUGUGCAAUAACACUGAGCUCCUUGGCGGUUUUGGUGCAUCCAUUGCCGGCAAUGGACAUUGUACCAGGGAAUGGUUUAGCUCCUGCCACAAAAAAGAUUGACACAUGACUGAGCUUAUGAAAAUUUUGGAUAUACUUGGAAUAUAAGCAAGGGAUUGACAAUUACCUGAAAUCCAGCCCAUUCUUUUAUAUUUGGAUUCUAUGCACUGUGACCACAAACCUAGCAGCAUGAGUUAACAUGCCUACCUGAAGGACUGUAAUAAGAUCAUUAUGUAUUUAUUAAGUUGUUUAUCUGCUGUCAAAUUGUUUUGACAUGGGCGGUUUUUCAAGUGACAUUGGCAGAGAGGUACAAUGUUAUCCCUAUGGUGAAAUAAAACUACUUUUUGUAUAUAGUUAUUCAUAUCUCUGAAGCAAAGGUAUGAGUAAUUUAGGAUAUGAAUGAUUUAAACAAGAAUUUAUUUUGAAGAUAGAGGAUGGCAGUGAUAUAACUGAACUUGCUGCAGUCCUUAACUGGGCUUGUAAUUUGUACUUUAGAGCUUUUUCCAAAUAGAUUGCACACUGUUAUUUCCUGCUAGCCAUCAGCAUGAGCCCUACUGCCUACACCAAUAUUUCAUUUAUUUAUGUGUUCGAAAGCAAUCCAUAUAACAUUUUUUGUUUGUAUUCACUGUUUCUUUUGUGUUGUAUGUCAUGUUUGAAUGUUACAAAACGAUAUUUUGAUUGAAAAGCUUUGUCAGAAGAUAUUUUCAUGUAAAUUAUUUCUUUACCUUGUAAGCAUCAUCUUGUCUUUUAAUCCUGUAUUAUAAAAAGAAAAAAAAAUACAUUUUUGACAGAGGCUUAAAGUUUUCACAAAAAAGUGUGGACCUUCUUAUUUAAGUUUAGACUAAAAUAUAUUUUCUUAACUUGCUUGUCCCAUGUAGCCAUGCCAAUUUUUCCAGGCUUUUCUUCACCAAAAAAAGGGGGAAAAGCCCAAAAUCAGACAUUUUUCUGUGGAGCAACAUUUACUGAAAUGACAGUUGUUCUCAGCACUCUGUAAUAUUUUGAUACUGCAAUUAGGUUCUCUUUUUAGGAAGCACUUUUAUAAACUAAAUACCUUUACACAUAUGCAAAAUUUCUAUAAUUUUUUUUUUACUGUUGCCUUAUUGUUGCACUCAAAAAAAAUUCAAGCAAUUAAUGCAUGAAUGUCUAAAUCAAGUAAUAGCUUGAUGUAAAAACAGACAAAAGCAAAAAAAAAAAAAAAACCACAAAAAUCCCUAAACCAAAUCCACAAUGACUAACUACAAUAAAAAACAGAAAAUUGGCUGAAAAGACUGAUUUUUUUUUUAAUCUGCUGUAUGAUAACUAAUGUUUUAUAGCCUUGUACAUACUUCUCUGUUACCUGUUGUUUAAAACACUUUUAAAAAAGUAUAGAUGCUUAACUCAGGGUGGAUAGAGUUUAGAUGGAUUUGCUUCAGAUAAGUAUUUUGUACAGCAUCAGAACUGUAGAUACUGGGAGUGAAGUGAGGCUACAAUAUACUUCAGGAACUGCUUUUUGUGUUCCUACUGUACUGAAAAUAUCUCUUGGCCUUUAAAACUCAAUGGUAAAAUCUAGCUUUGGAUAUAAAUUUGAUGUGUGUAUAUAUUUUCACAAUGAGCCUUGGAAACACUGAAUUAAUUUUCUUUUAAGAGCCAAAAAAAAUUGUUUUAAACAAAAGAAAUACUUAUGCUCUAAACGUCUUGUUUAGCAAAGUUUUAUUGUUGUGAGGUCAUCAAACUGGUUAGUUUUGGAAAUGGUUCAUAUGAACGAGCAGUAGUCUGAUACUUAAUCUGUAUAGUCUUGUUCACUGCUCUGUAUGAAUUUAAACAGUUGAGAAAUCAAUGUAUGACUGGUUCAUAUAGUGGAUCCUAUCAAAAUAGUCCACAGGAAAGAAACCUUAAUGUGACCAGGUAAUUUCUGAAGAAAUGGCUUAAGCACAUUGCAGAUUCAGUUAUCUUUUCAUAUAGUGGCCUGGGAAACUACAAUACAUGGUUUCAGAGAAGCUUCAUGACAUACCAUAUGUAUUUUGUUGAAGAUGGGUGUUGUAGCGCAAAGCAUUAUGAAUUUUAUUGACCUGUCCUGUCACAUGGACCAUAGUGAAGUUAAAUAACCAAAUUUAUGCUGCUCUUUAAUACACCCCCACCCCCUAUAAUAUACUUAGAUCAAGAAAAUGUAAGGUAGAUUAGAAGAGAAUGUACCUCAGGUCUUAUAGUUUACAGUAGAAAUGCCUCAUUGGUUCUCUUGUAGAUCUGUGGGUAAGUUCACUUAUAUAGAGAGGGCCAAGACAAAGCUUAUAUACCACUCAAGCCCUCAAGAUAAUGCAACUAUUCUGACAAUGCUAUGAUGUCCUGAAAAAGGGCUUGAAUUAGAUGGAGGUGGUGCCACCCUUUCCCAAGGGUGACCCUGUGUAUGUAACUUUCUUUCACUUGGAGUUUCUCACAUGGAAUAGUUACAGAAUUGGCUUGAAACUAUCUUGCUUUUAUUUUGUGUCAAUAUUCAUGUUGUUAAGCACUUUGUUUUGUGUUUAGUGUCUUUAUACUAUAACACAAUAAAUUCUUGUUUUAAAAUAGAUUACUACCCUUGAAUUACUACCCUUGAAAAGGUGUGGACCUUUUCAUGGUGCAGUGCAGAAGCAUAAUUCCUGACAUUCAGCCACUCUUAAGACAAAGCUGCCAGUUAUUCUGAAAUGUUGUGAUGCAUAUCAGAGGAGGAAUUUGCAUAACAGCAAGAUGUUUCCUCAUUCUGUAGAGGGUAUCUGUUGUAACAGCUGAAAGAAAUAGUUAAUUAAAAAAAAAUCACUAAGAUGUAAUGCUUUCAUUUCUCACAGAUGAGCAAAUAGUUAUUUUUUUUUAUUUUUUUUUAUUUUGGCGCUGUUUGACAAGCACUUAAAAUACUUGAGAAGUUUCAGAUGCAGGAUUCUUGUUUGCCUGCAGUGGUGGAAUACAGUUUCUAUUAUUUUGUCAGCAUCAAUAAGAACGGUUUAGUCAAAUCUCUGCCUCAUACCAAUAACUGCUUUCAGUUUUGUACUACUUUUUUCACAAGACGAUGUCUUCUGCUUUGUAAAAAGCAAGGCACUGCAUACCUAAAACAUGUAUUUUAAUGAAAAAUUAAGUUUUUAAAAAUUAUUAUUUUAUAUUGUGAAGAUUAUUCUAAAUGUUUGGGUUUUUUUUAAUUUACUACUUUUUUUUGAAAGUCUGACAAAAACCUAAGAUGUGAACUGUAUUUAAAGGUAUGCUUUAAGGGGACCAUAAAUUUUCCAGGUCAGUAAUUAAUGAUAUUUUAAAAAGAGAGGGGGAAAAAACCCUAAUUAAAUUAAAACAUUUGCAAAAUUACAGCUAUAGAGUUUGAAGGUUUGGGGGGAGUCAGUAUAGCUUUUGCCUCCUCUAGUAGAGCAAUUGAGCAUUAUCUUGUGUUUGUAUGCUCACAGAUCCCGAUCAUUCUAAAGAACAGGUAUGAAUGGAUUUUCAUCUAAAACCAGUUACUUCUAAUCCAUAUCACGCAGUACAGUUUGGAUUUACACAGUGGUACCUGAACAGUUGGGUGUUGAACUGAAUGAGGGGAAUUAAGCUGUCUUAGUGAUAUUCCAUCUUCAGGUGCAGUCACACAACAAUAUGAGGAGAGACUUUGGAUUUGAUUCAUGUGCCAGGUACUUGUUGGCUGUUGUUUCAAGGACUAAUAAUACAUUUCCAAACCUCCUGGCUUUAAAAUACCUUUAUAAAAUUGGAGAGUAGAAAUACCAUGAGCCACCUUUUACUGUAAAAUAUAAUUCAGAAGUACAAAUUUGAACAAACUUAGUUACUGUUUUUAUUUCAUUUUACUGAUAUAGCAAUGCAGGAAAAUCUGUUCACUCUUCAUUUCUUUUUCUUUCAGAUUUUAUAUGCUUUAAAAAAUAAUGUUAAAGGAAUUUUAAUCAGCUGAUUCAAUGUAGCGAAUUCUCUCUGCAGCUACUUAAAGUGAUUUUUUUAAAAUUAAAAAGUAAGAGUAUUUCACAAACAUUGUAGUUCCAAAGUAAUUUCUGUCCUGAAAUAUGUAGGCAAAACCAUGUAGAUUUCAUUCAGAUAAUUAUUUUGUAUUUAAAAACAAAAAAUUAAAUGCAAAAUCAAUUGACUGUGCAGUGUAUAUAAGUAUAGAGAUUGGAUUUAUAAGCUUGUGUCCAUAGUUUCUAAUAAAAUACUUCAUAGGAGCUUUAAUGUGUGAGUCAGUGGUAGUAGGUUAGAUUGUAUUUAACUCCCUCUACUUUACAUACAGGCUAUGUGCAGUGUAACUUUGUCUUUUGAAGUGACAUUUUUCUCUUGACCUCUCCUGGUGAAGGAGCGGCUUACAUGAGACUCUUCUGAAUAGGAAUCCAGUGAAGAGUUGAAAAACCAUAAUGUUGGCUUCAAAGAAAGAUGUUACAAUCUGGAUUUCUGUAACACUGACCACAGUUCUUCCCUCAUGCUGGCCUGUUUUUUUGUUAUUUAAAAUCUCCAUGGUAAGACCUUAAAACUCUUGUCCUGCCUUCAGCAAUUGGGGAACCUGUUUUCUACAAGCCCUUUGAAGUGCUUAGUGCCAAGUAGGUGAGGGUUAGGUCUGUUCAGAUGAACAUUCUGGGCCCUUUCUCUUCCCAGGACUACAAUAUUAUCUGGAUGCUGUUAAUGCAGUUCUCCAGGGCAUUUAAUCCUUAAAGAUAAAAUCAAGCAUGGUUUCUGCUAUUACCAGAGAAAGAGGAAUUUGUACUCCUUCCUUUACAGUCUAAUAAUUUACAUUCCUACCUUGCAUCUAACUAUAUUCUUGAGUCUGCACUGAGAUGAUUUAACAUGGUAAAUCAGUAGGAAUCCGACUUGAAAAAGUGAAAAUCUGUCUUUUCAAUUAGCAAAUUAGAUCGGCUUGCUGCAUAAGCAAUAGUUUCAGAGCCAGUGCAAAAAACUGGAAGCUUUGUAUAGCUGAGGUUUGGAAGGUGGGGGAUCAAACAUGAUUUGUAUCUUUAGAAUUUUCUGCAAAAUAAAAUAUAUAAAAUAUUGGCAACCUUGUGUUACAAAGAAGCUGAGUUAUGUGCUAUGACAAGCCUGAGAGCUGGAGGUCUGAACUGCCUAUUAGUCUAUGGGAGUGGACUCUUGUAUUUUUUAACUCUGUUUUCCAGUAAAAAAUCUGAAGUUGCUUCAAAAUGUUUGAGUCAUCUGUUACCUCUCCAUUUAGAUGCCUUGAGUUUUAGUGUUCAGGAACAGGUUGGCUUUUUGUGUUUUGGUGGGUGUUUUUUUGUUGUUGUUGUUUUGUUUGUUUGUUUUGUUUGUUUUUGGUGUUUUUAAAUGUAGCAAGUCUGUAGUCAUUGUUCUGUGGGGAUAUUUUUAGUUAACUUUUUAUCAGAUCACUGUUGUCAAACCUUAAUCAAAUGUAGUUACAGAUGUGGUGAAACUGUUUAGAAAAUGACAGUUAUUUUUCCAGAAGGAAGGCAAUAAUGCUACAAAGAAAAUGUUCUUGAGAUUAGAUAAAAAGCCAGAUGUGUUUACAGUCAUCUAACACAGACAACAGUUGUGUCCCAAGUCUCAGAGGUCUCAUUUGCCUAUUGUAUACUUCACGAAGAGGACUCUUGCACUCUGGUAGGAGGUUUUCAAGACAGAACCACACCUUUUGCCACCUCAUCCAUUUCUCUGAAGGUUUUGUUCAAGGAAUGGAUGAAACCUGGUGGUUUUACCUGUAUUUAUUUGUGCAGGGUCAGUGAAGAGGGUGUGACAGCUGCUACUCUGACUGAUGAUGAAUUGUGAACAGCUCUUGAGCCUCUUGUUCUCUAAACUGUCCCUAUGUCUGCAGAAAACAUUGUUAGCUAUGUUUUGCAUGCACAGAAUAAAGUACAUUUUAUUUACAUGGUGUAGACAAUUUAUUGAAGAUCAGAACUUUGGAAGAUGCAGUAUAGAAUGUAUACAUAACUUAGUAAGUGACAAAUAUAAGUCAUCAAAUUUCCAGAUGACUCACAGUAUAUCAAGACUAAAGUCUUGAUUUGCAUAAGGUUUUAAAUUUAUGGGGUCUGAGGUGGGGGGAGAAUUUGGGGGAGUCAUCUUGCACUGGUAUCUUCUGUAUCACACUUUGGACUAUAACUCUUUUAAUCUCUGAGGUAUCUGUGUGUUGUCAUCUGCCCCAGGCAGUAACUAUUAUCUUAAGUGUUACGCUGGAGUAAGAGGUGACUUCGUAUUCUUUAAAUAAUGAUAAUCCAGACAGUCCUGUAUUGGGAAUGAUUUUUAAAAUGCUCCUUCAGACUGUGUUGACCAACAGUGAGGAUACCACAUGGAGAUAGGCUAUGCUCACAAAGUAAGGCAGGAGGGAGAACAACCAGUUCUUGAAGUUUUAAGUUUGAUAGCAUCCUGAAGGUUCUCUAAAAAUCAGUGGCUGGUGGCAUGAUGUUUUGGGUUUCUAUGUUUUUGGGAUUUUGGGUUUGGGUUUGUUUUUUGGUGGUGUUUUUUUUUUGUUUGUUUGUUUUUUUGUUGUUGUUAUUGUUUGGUUUUUUGGUGUGUUUUUUUGUUUGUUUGCUUGCUUUUAAGAGGACAUCAGUAACUGCACCAAUCUAUAAUUGUUACGUUACAAAGUUCUUCAAAGCUGCAGAAGGGCAAAUGCAAUGCAACUGUGGUCAUGAGACAAGUGAAGGAUCAAGGUCCUGUAUGACAAUCAGUAGCAUUUUGUUGAGAUGUGCUAUAUUAAAAAAAAAAAGAAUGGGUAGCCCUCUCCGUGAACUGAGUUAAUACGUUUCUUUUCUUUCUUUGCAAUUGUUUUACCAGAAACCCUAAUAAACAGCAAGGUAGAUUUCAUACUGUGCCUGACUAGAUUUUGAAGUCUUGUAUGUGGAAAAUAGAUAUUUUACUGGAUAUUGUAGUUUGUGUGUUUUGUAAUUCUGAAAAUGUCUUCUGUUAGCUUCCUUUCUUUAGUCUGUAAGAAUAGACUAAAUAUAUCUAGUCACUACUUAUGAAUUCCUGGUAUCUUGGGUACUGUUGGGGAAUGCUGUACAGAAAAGCCUGUAAUUCUUUUCCCUAAAAGCUUCUCUGGAUUGUUACACUCAGUUAAAUACAUCAUCUACUUCUUUUUGUUUCCCAUCAGCUACCUUGUAAUGUUGAGGGUUUUUAAACUUAUUUCUGUGCAACUCUUUUUGGAAGUGAACAUUAUAAAGGCUGAAAAUUUGGAUAUUGAUAUAAAUAUCCAGAAGGCAAGUUUCCUUACAUUAGUACUGUAGCAUGCAAUAUAGUAAGGCUUAGGUCUUCUUGAAUGAUUUCUGAAAUGUAAAUCCAUCUGAAAUUUUUAUUCAGUAUUGGAUGUACCUGGUUAAGUAUAACAAGGAUUGUCUUGUGCCAGCCAGCUCAGUCUGGAGCAUCCCUCCACACCAAGUUUAUUGUCUCAGGGUUUUCUUGGUAGUAAACUAUAGAUCUAAUUGGAAAAUUUGUGGUGAUCUCUGCAUAAGGUGAUUCCAUACUGUUUUGUGUUGAGAUGUUUUUUUGUGUACUUCAAGGCAGCUGUUAAUGCACUGAUACUUGAUUUUGAGAAAUGAGUCCUGUCACUGUUGAGAGUUUGUCACUUGGUAAAGCAUUUACUUAAUUCUCUCUUUCCUAUAUUUGCAAAAUAUUAUUACAGAAUUUGGCCUCUGGAAAGGAGUCUUCCUGCAUGAUCUGCACCAGAAUGCUGCUUCUUUUUGUCAUACAGUUUAUUUCUUGUGUUUGGUCUCAACAGUAGUUAUAUAUGUAGGUACAUAUGAAGGUGGGUACUCAUCUUGCUUAGGCCUUGCAUUAUUUGGGUUUAUUUUAGUGUAUAUCAAUCUUUAUAUGUUUUACCUUACUUUCUAUAGUAUCAAACACCUUGCAAAUUGCAGCUUUUAAUUUAAAAGAGCAAGAGUCCAUCAACAUUCACAUUUUCAUUCUUUAUAGGUUUUUUUAAAGCAAAGAUACUGCAUUAAAAAUAAUGUGGAUAAAAGGAAGUGAGAACUUGCUAGCUUUUGUCUGGAAGUUACAACUUACAAAUUCUUACAAAAUGCUCCUUUCAGAUUUCAAUUUUCUAAUCUAAGGUGGUUGGGUUUUUUUGUUGAUUUUGUUUUUCUUUUUUUCUAAACACAUUCUUGUUCUGACAUUAAAUUUACCUGAUACAGAUAUAGAGAUCAAAGGACACAACUAGUCCAAAGAAUUCAACCAGUAGAAAGAUGCUUCCCAUUCUGCAUAGUUUGUUUGCUUCCCAUCCAUCUCUAUUAAGUUACACUGCUAACUACCUUUUAUUGCAGGACAGUGAAACAAUUCUGUGACAAGAUGAAAGGGAUCUGUAUUUCUACCAUUUUGUAGAAGUAAAAAAAUUACUUAAGGACUUAUACGGUAAAUUAAAUCUGUAUUAAACCAGUAGUUUCUUAAAUUAUUAUUCUCUUGGAACAAGAACUGUCUUAGACUUACAUGAAGCCACACUGCAAGAGCAGAAAAAAGAAAUUGUCCGUACCCAGCCAUCAUACAGAAAAAAGUGUUCUCCGUCUCCCAGCCCCAGAAAAAUAAAGGUUCAGAAGUUACCAGUACUGGAAACAUGACUCAGUACACAACAUAAAGGGUUUAUUGUGGUCAGUAGGAAUGGUAAUAAAGCAUUGCCUACAUAUGCUUCUAAGUAUAGAAUCUCAUGAAUGGAAACACUAAAAGCAAGGGCAACUGGCAGCAUUGUCACUCAAAUGGUGUUUAUUUUUAGAGGAUUACCAGUGCUCUAUCCAAUUCCAAUCCACUGUUAGUACUAUCUCUUGCCAGCACACACAAGCUUCAUUCUCAGUUUGCUCAAUUUUUUAAGUGACAGUUUUUGGAGCAACAAGAUUCCUGCUACUUCUAGGGACCAUAACAAAAGACAGCUUCAAAACAGGUUGAGUGUAAUUGAGUAAGCAACAGUAUUACAUUUGCUGAGAAUACAGAAUUCAUGCAUCAAAUGUAAUUGUUAUCCUCAGUUUCACCUACAAAAUAUCAAUUUCCAAGAGGUUUAAUGUGCAAGAAGUUUGCUCUGUAUUAUGCAUGGUAUAACAGCAAGCACUGUUGACUUUCUCAGAGGACAGCAAUGAACAAAUAGUGUAACAAUGUAUUUAAGUGAGACAAAUCAUAUGAAUAUCAUACGACAUAUCAUAUUAGAUGAAGUUGGUUAAAGUUGUUUAGCUUCACAUCAUUUUACAGUCCCACCAAAAUAAGACCCCACCUCUUAGUAAAGUUUUUUUGGGUCUGGUGACAGUACACAGUAAGAUUUACAGCAGUUCUAACUUUGUAAUUUUUUUAAAUGAGCAGUCAGCAGCAAUUAUCUCCCAUUGAUGAUAAAACUCUCCCCUCUUGCAUCAUCACCAAAUCAUCAGUUACCUUUAUGUCCUAGCUAUGCCAGGACAACGGAGUUUGGGAGUUAUUGGAGCUCUAGGAUAUUUUGAGAAUUGACACAAAUGCCCUAAGUGGAUAUUUUUGCUAAAAUGUUGCUAUGUAACACAUAAUUGAGCCAAACCUUUCCUAGCCAUCCAAUAAUUUACCAAAAGCACUAGUUUGUGAUAGUUUAAUGUUGCUGAAUUUGACAAUUUAAGCAAGAGUAAAUCCCCACAUAAUUUAAGAAGUUCAGUGUUCAUUUAAUGAGAGAAUAGGAUCAAUAUAUUAUCUGGAACAGGGUCUGUGGCAGUUCUGUACAUCUCUGAAUUUCUCUGAAAGUUGAAACACUAACAGUGCCCACAUGCCCUCAUAGAAGUUAGGGAAACGUCCCCAUGUCUGACAAUGUUUUGAUUCUUCAAAGCCAUAUUAAGACAAAGUAUAAACAAAUUACAGGGCACUGCAUCUUUACAGACUUAUUUGAAAAUUUUGGAACAGUUUUAUCUGUUUCUUUGCUACACUUUAAGUUCAUUAUGGAACCCGGUGCAUUACUGAUUUAUAUACACAUUUGAUAAAAGAAAAACAAAAUACAUAAUUUUCAUGUCCAACACUGGCCCUAACUUCAAGAUGUAAAAAGCCUAAUCCCUGCUCUCUCUGGCAUCUAGUCUGCUAUUUGUAGGGGUGCCAAUAGGUGUGAUUAGGUAUGAUUAGUCAUGAGCAUGACUGCAAAUAAAUGUGACUAGUAUGGACACAAAUGUACAAGCUGGUCACAUUACUGGUGUCACUUUGGUUAUGUUUGAAGUGUUACUGUAAUCUUUGCCUGCACUGAGAGGCACUAAUGAGAAUCCAAAGUGUUUUAAUAUAUGUGUGAUCCUCUCAUACAACACUAUCAGUGGAAAUAGCAUUGUGUUUGGACUUGUUUGAAAGUCUUUUAUGUAGUCAGAAUGCUCUCACUAAAGCUAAACCCCCAAAAAUCCCAGGCUUGUAAUCAGGAAUUUAAUCUUAUAGACUCUAUUGCUUCCUUGACCUGUAAUUUGACUUUGACUUUCCCAUACUUCUCUCCUGAGCAAAACCAGUGUAGUCUCAUCAGGAAGCAGUGCCUACUAAUGCAGAAAUGGGCCAUUUCUAAAUGUCUGUGUGCUUUGUAAUUGAAAACCAAUACACCAUGAUCUUCAGUCUGCUAGUUCUGUUAUUAUUCUUGCUGAUUUAUCAAAUUGUCGUUACCUUUGUCUCCAAUUGCUGUAGUCAUGAGAUACGUUUCCCUGGCUGACCUGAAUUUUCCUGGUUUUCUUCUACCAUUCUAUGCUCUGUGCUUUAAAGAAGAAAUCCAAAUCUUGUUGGUUUUUGGUUUUGUUUGGUUGGGUUUUUUUUUAAAUAUGGAAAUCACAUAGGAUAUUCGAGAAGCUUCCAAUGUUCAUAAUGGGUGAUGAACUUGUACAAAGUAUCUGUGCAUAUACAUAAACAAAGUUUGUGUAGUAACUAUAUGUAUUAACAUAUAGGCAUAAAUAUGCAACAUCAUAUUUUCUGCAGUUGUAAGAAGGUGAGAUGGCUGUACAGAAAGCUUUUACAGUACUUUGUGUCAAAAAUAAAUGGAAAAUUAUGGAAAUAUCUGUCACAAAUGUACAAAUUAAAAUUAGGGACUUGGGGUUAUCUUUUAUGCAGUUUUGGAUAGAUGACCUAUAGUAAUUAAUUCUUUUGAAUGUGCAAUAAAACUUCUAAUACUUACUUGAAGUAAUUUACCAGUAUAAUUUUAAAGUUUCACCAGAGUUAUUAGAAGGGUAAAGCAUUUAUUUACACAUGGCUUUACUAUUCCCAGCACUGACAUAGGAAAGGAAUGUCAGCAAGUGAUUGUGGGAAACACAAUGCUACCUGCAAAGCAAUCUAAAUUAGGAGCAGUGGGUCAGUUAAUAAAGAAACAGAGUUGACACCUUUAUGAUAGGAGACCUGGAUGAAGGCUGGUAAUUUCAAAAUCAGCACAUCUUUUUGGUUGAUUUCACUUUGUAUUCUAAAAAAAUAUACUUGUUAAAGGGAUGAGGACCUAGAGGUUUCUCAAUGUCCUUAUACCAACAUUGAGGGAAUUCAAUAUAUGCUGAUAAGUGCAAGUUCUAGUUCACUUAAUUUAGAUCCUUGAAGUGAUUAUGUGAUUCAUCUGGUUUAGGGAACUCACAUUUUAGACAUGAAUCAUCAAAGACAGUGUGUUAGUGUGAGUUGUUAAAAUUCAUUGCUUGCGAGUCCUCGUUGGAGCAUGAAGAGUAAAUGGUUUCCAUUACCUGAGAAAACUCUUCACAGUAUUUACUUAUAGUUUGUUUUGUCUUGGUUUGUUCAUGCCUCUCAUUCCAUGUACGAGCUAGUGAUAAAUUAAUUUAGUAAUUUGUCAUGCAUUGUAGUUUAAAGAUCUACUUUAAUAGUGACAGUUUUGAACCUGUAAUUGGGGAGAGCAGUGGUCUGACUAGAUGUAGGUUCAUUAAUAAUACUGGGUUUUAAUCAAGUAUAAUCCCAAACUCCUGGGGUUUGCUUUUAAUUAUUGAAAAAAUAUUAUUAAAAAAAUUAAGUGACUCAUUCUUCUGGUACUAAGCUAUUAGAGACUUUUAUUCAGUUGAAUGACUGACUAAUGUAAACAAUGCAUUAUUAACUUCUUAUGGGUGUUUUAUGAGCACUCUAUUAGCGUCAUUAUGGUUUCAACUUUAGUAUCAAAUAUCCAAGUUCUUAAAUAAAUAAAUAAAUAAAUAGUACAGCUACAAAGAAACUUUCUAUUACUCUGAAACAGAAUUCUGUAAAAUAUCCAGUCUUGCAAAUUUUCUAAAGGAAAUCAAGCAAACUGCUAACUUGAAGGUCAGAUCCAGCUUUAAAGUUGGUCCUGCUUUGAGGUGGCAGGGAGGGUGUUGGAACAGACCUUCAGAAUUCCUUUCCAAUCAGUUCUGCAAAUCUCCUACUUCCAAAAUACAUCAGUAGGCAUUUUCUUUGGGGAUUUUUUUUUGGCUUGGUUUGUUACACCAAAGUGUAUUUGAGGGGUGGAAACUCAUUUCUUGAUGGUUUCUGUUAAAACUACAAUUCUAAUAAUAAAAUAUAUUAGUAAAAAUUAGAAUAUUAUGAUUUUUUUGUAAGUCAGUGUUAAAAUGCUGAUUUAUUUUUUUUCUGAAUCUGAAGUUAAAAAUUACAAGGCCAAGUAUCUUCAAGUGUCCUGCAAUCAUGUGUACAGUCCAAAUAGAAUAACUCUAUCCUUUCCCCCACUUAGGCAUUUAUGCAGUCAUAUAGGCAUUAAUGUGGUUUUCUGUUAUUUUCAAACUGCAUACUGAAUUAAUCACUCGUAUUAACAACUUGCAUACUGAAACUAGAUUGUUGGGCAAGUUAUGACACUCUUGUUAUUUAAUAAUGGAGUAGGGUGAAAGAGUACAUACAAAUUAUGCAUCUUAUUUUCAAAACCCGAGAAUUUUUUAGGUUGUAUUAAGCUGCUUUUACUGGAGGAACUGACUAGCCUUUAUCCUGAAUCUCAGCCGUAGCAGGAAAAAGACCGUCAAACGUAAGGGUGCACUAAAGAAGUGACUAGUAAUGCAAUUUAUUUGUUCAUGCAUAUAAAGCUCCAAUUAUACAGGAAAUGUUAAAAAAGCAAAAUACAGCCAUGAACUUAAAACUUUAUAAAAUAUAUUAACUUUUGUUCUAUUACAUAUAUAUAUAUAUAUAUAUACACGGUAAGUUUUGGGAUAAAAUCUGCUCUUUUGUAUUCAGUUUUCUUCCAGCUACAUUUUGUUUGCACCACAAAAUGUAUAUCAAGAUACAAGACUUCUGAGUUUAUACAUGUAUCUCAAGAUAUGUUUUUAAACUAAAAUUUUAGCUGUUUAGUAAUAGCAACAUUAUAAAAAUGUUAGGUAUUGAAAUAAUAGCACAGAUUGGUGAUUUUAGAGGCUUGUUGGAAUUACACCUGUCUACUGCAGACAGUUCAUAAAACCCCCCUCAUAAUCUGAUGCUGAUGUUCAUUAGAUGCAUUUUUCUCUGGGUGUGCUGAUGCUAAAUAUGUGCUAUACUGUCAUAUUGUUCUUCAAACUACUUAUAGUAAGUAAAGUAAAAAUGACAUGACAUAAAAUUAUGAAGGAAAAAAACAAGAACAAACAUGAAAAAACCCCCCCAAACUACUAUGGACAGCACCAUCGCGAUUCAGCAUCUGAAUGAAUUGUACUCAUGCAAAAAUUUGCAGUAGCCUAAUGAAAAGUACUUGCAUUAUUAUCCAUUGCUACAUUAUAUCAGAAGACUACAAAAGCAAUUGUAUUAUACUGUGUAUUUCUGUCCUCAGUUCUUAAAUUAAAUUAAGGGGUAAGGAAGCUCAGAAUCAGAAAACAAAACAAUGGAAGAAUGAGAAGGGGAGGAUUAACAAGCUACCACUGCUGAAUACGGGGUAUGUAUAAAACUCUCACAGCAAAUGCUGAGUUCCCAACAUGUGUUUCAACAAGUUGUAAAUGUCAUAUUAGUGUUCUGUUAGUAUGAAUAAAAUCUUGCUAUCACUUAGAUACUCACAAUGCAGCUCUGCCACUAGGUGUCAUGAUGUGUAUUUGGUGUGUAAAUUAUCUACCAUAUGCAAGCUUACUACCAAAAUUCACCUGGACUCUGUGCUUUAGAGUGUUCCUCCACUACUGUCCUUAGAAAUUGUAUUAAGCUACAUCUUUUUUUUUUUUUUUUUUUUUUUUUUCUCAGAACUGAUCUGCCUCUUGGUAUCAAGUAAUAAUUUAAAAAAAUUCUCAUAUAAUAGCAGAUACUGCAGGCAAUAUGAACCCUAGACUCAUUCUGAUCCUGACUUAUCUGUUGGUUUUUUUUUAAAUUACAUUUGCUAUAACUAAUGUUAUAACUCUCAUAUAAAAAGAUUCAUUAGAACUUAGUUGUGUAGCAAAAAGGUAUAGAUCUUUGCCCCCUCAAAAUCUAGUUUGUUUUUUUUUCUGAGCCUGAUGAAUUUUGUUACUGCAUUCUUGCAAAUCAGGUAGGAAGAUGAUUGCUUCAAGUUCUGAUGCUUCUAUUUGGCUUUUGCAUAGAUUUAAAAAUUCUUGGUUUGUUUUACUUGAGCCAAUCAAGAAAACAGAUUUUUACAAAGUUAGAUUGUGGAUUAAACUCAGAAAUCUUUUAUUAAUGAACAAUAAACUUCUGAUUACUUUGUGAUAAA